AUGAAAGAUGUUUUAAUUUUACAUAUUGGAGCAGGAUGUCAUUCAGUAUCGAAGAAUAAACGUUAUGCUAAACUAAUUAAAGAUGCCCUAGGUCAAAAGACUUUGUUAGAAACAAUUGAUAUAUUGGAGAAAAGUCCAUUAACUAAUACAGGAUAUGGCUCAAAUUUGAACAUUUUGGGAAUGAUAGAGAUAGAUUCAAGUUUUAUCAAGAGUAAUGGACGGAUGGGUUCAAUAACAGGCUUAAGCAUUGAUUGUCCUACUAAAGAAAUGUUUAGAAUUUUUAAUGAAAUUGACGAAAUUUACUCGAGUGACAAAUUUGGUAAUGAUCUAUUGAAACCUGUUACUUUAAAUGCCACCAGUUUGAAAUCUUUAAUGAAUAUUAAUGACUCAUCCAAUUUAGAUUAUGGCCCAAAUCGAGAGAUCUAUAAUUCAUACAAAAAUUCUCAUGAAUUUAUCAAAAGUAAUAUUCCAACUCAGGACACAAUUGGUGUAAUAUCAAUAAAAGAUAAUGAUACCAUCAUCACAGCUUCAUCAGGUGGAAAUUUUUUAAAACUACCGGGCCGUAUUGGCUGUGCUGGAAUUAUUGGAGCUUCCAUUAGUUUUAAAAAAUUUGUAAAUGAUAGUUUAGAAAUUAGUUGUAUGUGUUCAGGUAAUGGGGAACAAAUAAUUCAACAUAGUCUAGCUGUACAAUUAAUUAGUGCCAUUCAACAAAUGAAUGAGUCUGACUAUGGUGUAAGGUUAAAUCAAUUUAUAUUGAACUUAGAUUCUGAGUUUUAUUGUGGAUUCAUCAUACUCAUUAACAAUCUCGAUAGUAACAGGAUUCAAUUGUUAUAUGGUCAUACCACUGAAUCAUUUCAUUUUGGUUAUAAAGUCAAUGAUGAUACAAGAGCUAUUUUAAGUUUUAAUGAAUCACCUGGAAAGUUUACUUUCGGAGAAUAUAAUUUUUAG
This is a messenger RNA of Lodderomyces pseudojiufengensis, 948 nucleotides long. It is a transcript of the gene FGR10, whose product is annotated as Fgr10p. The coding region runs from base 1 to 948 and encodes 315 amino acids. Lineage: Eukaryota; Fungi; Ascomycota; Pichiomycetes; Serinales; Debaryomycetaceae. The record is from RefSeq and is a predicted model, not a curated record. The transcript has a single exon. Gene Ontology annotation, molecular function: threonine-type endopeptidase activity. Gene Ontology annotation, biological process: protein maturation.